Molecule: messenger RNA, 2195 nt
Organism: Thalassophryne amazonica
Lineage: Eukaryota; Metazoa; Chordata; Actinopteri; Batrachoidiformes; Batrachoididae
Product: zinc finger protein 287-like
Exons: 5
Coding region: 107-1837 (576 amino acids)
Biological process (GO): regulation of transcription by RNA polymerase II
Molecular function (GO): RNA polymerase II cis-regulatory region sequence-specific DNA binding; DNA-binding transcription factor activity
Source: RefSeq, a predicted model, not a curated record
GCUCGUUACAUGACUUCCGGGAAAAUGUCCGUGAGUUUUGUUUCAUUAUUUGGGGCAAACGAAGUGUUGAAGCGCAGAUUUUAGUCUUUAGGGCUGAAAAGGAAAGAUGAGCAGCCGUAAAGUGCUGAAUGUGGUUACAAGAGAUGAAGUGACACCGCGUAGAGAAGACCUGCAGUUCUUGGUGGGUAAGGAUGUGGUUCCUGUUGAACAGCAGGACUGGAACUUCAGUGUGGACCAGGAGGAGCCAGGUGGCCUGCACAUUAAAGAGGAACAUGAGGAGUUCCCUUUGACUGGCGUUCCUGUAAAGAAUGGUGGCAGUGAAGAGAAACCACAGUCAUCCCAUCUUCAUCACACCGAGGAAAACAGAGAGGUGGAUCCUCGAACCAGCAGCUCAAUUGAACACAUGAAAAUAGAAGAGGAAGGCCCAGAGGCAGACAAAUGCUUAAGGCAGGAUAUCGAUGACGAGGGUUCUCGUGAAGACCCGCAGCAGUUCUCUGUGGGUAAAGACGUGGUUCCUGUUGAGCAGCAGGACUGGAACUUCAUUGUGGACCAGGAGGACCCAGAUGCCCUGCACAUUAAAGAGGAACAUGACGAGUUCUCUUUGACUGGUGUCCCUGGAAAGAAUGUUGGCGAUAAAGAGAAACCACAGUCCUCCCAUCUUCGACACACUGAGGAGAACAGAGAGGAUGACCCUCGAACCAGCGGCUCAACUGAAUACUUGAAAAUGGAAGAGGACGACCCAGAAGAAGACACUUGUUUAAGGCAGGAUACUGAUGACGAGGGUUCUCGUGAAGACCUGCAGCAGUUCUCGGUGGGUAAAGACGUGGUUCCUGUUGAGCAGCAGGACUGGAACUUCAGUGUGGACCAGGAGGAGCCAGAUGGCCUGCACAUUAAAGAGGAACAUGAGGAGUUCUCUUUGACUGGUGUCCCUGUAAAGAAUGGGGGCGAUAAAGAGAAACCACAGUCCUCCCAUCUUCAUCACCGUGAGGAGAACAGAGAGGCUGAACUUCGAAUCAGCAGCUCAGUUGAACACAUGAGAACGGAUGUGGAAGGCCGAGAAUCAGACACUUGUUUAAGGCAGGAUACCAAUGACGAAUGUUCUCGUGAAGGUGAGAGUGAUGACAGUAACAGCAGUGAUUUCUGGAAGGAGACCAGGGAACGUCAGUCUGGUUUAAAAACCAUGAAACGCAAUCAGGGCUUUGACACGGACUCUGAGGCUGAAGACAAACCGUUCCCCUGCUCUGACUGUGGGUCCAGUUUUCACAGUAUUCGUAGUCUGAACCGCCAUAAGGCGGUCCACGGCAGAGAGCCCUGUAGCUGUCCAGUUUGUGGUAAAAGUUUUGUUUAUCGAGGAUCUUUGACCCAGCACAUGUUAGGUCACACAGACCUGAAAUCUAUCUGCUGUGGCAAAUGUAACCAAAGAUUCACUUCACUCCAACUCAGUCAUCAUCAGUGUGCAGGACUACAAGUGCACGGUGACAACGAUUCAGCUCGACUUUCCCAUCGGGCCAGGAUGUUGGUCCGUGGCGGUGACGUCACCAACUUUCUGCGUUACAGCUGCUCACACUGUGGCAAACACUUUGAGCGCAAACACACUAUGAUUGUACACCAGAGAGUUCACACUAGAGGCAAACCAUUUAGAUGCUCCUUCUGUCCGAGAAGAUUUGGGCGUCUGGUGAAUAUGAAGCAGCACAUGAGGAUCCACCAAAGAAAGAAACCGUUCGCAGGUCAAACACCAUCACUGCCCAACCGUGUCUUCACUGCUCCCAUCGAACCACACACAGACAACCAGCAGGAUUCUCACCUGUUCUUAGUUUCAGAAUGUAUGACAAAAUAAGGCUUCAGAUUCAUAUUUUUGCAUUUGGUAGGUGCUUUAAUGAAGUGGUUAGGGUGGUACUGAAGAUUGUCAAUCUAUGCCUUUGUAGUUACAACUAAAUACACGUGGGUACAGACUGGCGAUCAGUCAGCCUCUGCAAGGACACAGCCUUUCCACAGUUUGAAAACAGUGCCAGAAGAAAUGACUUAAAUCACAGAAUGAAACAAAUUAUUUGACAUGUAAAGUCGGCACUUCGGCCCCGUAGACAUAUUCUUGGUUUGAUUUUUUUCCAUGUGUCUGUCUUUUUCCUAAUUACUAAACAUGUCUGAACAAGUUUGGAGGAUACAGAGUGACAGAGUUAAAUCACAACGGUUUGACA